Messenger RNA from Monoraphidium neglectum, 2631 nucleotides. RefSeq lists its product as hypothetical. The record is from RefSeq and is a predicted model, not a curated record. Lineage: Eukaryota; Viridiplantae; Chlorophyta; Chlorophyceae; Sphaeropleales; Selenastraceae. Bases 1 to 2631 code for a protein of 876 amino acids. Gene Ontology annotation, biological process: protein phosphorylation; mitotic DNA damage checkpoint signaling. Gene Ontology annotation, cellular component: nucleus. Gene Ontology annotation, molecular function: protein serine/threonine kinase activity; ATP binding. The transcript has 12 exons.
AUGGCUGCGGCAGCGCCCCGCCUUAAAGCAGCAGUUGUACUGCUGUUGGAGGAGCGCCGCAGGCAUGCGCUGGCAGCCGUGGGCACCUCAGAGCUCAGCAGGGCCGUGGCGGCCAAGGGGUCAGGCGAAGUCCUGUUUGAGAAGGGUCCCGUGCGCAUUGAGAAGCCGGACUUUCGUGGGUGCGAGUAUGUCAUUGUGAAGCACGUAACGGUUCUAGGCCCUCAAGACCAUCGCUGGCGCCAGGCCCUGAACGAGGUGCUGGUGGAGCCCAUGCUGGCGGGGCAUGACACCCUAUUACCAGCCAUCGCCUGGAGCCACACCAGCAGCGGCGUGGCACUCGCGUCCUUCCGCCCCGGCGACGACAGCGUGCGCACGUGCUUUUGCAAGCUGGAAGACGCCUGCGAGGCGGCGGGCCUCAACCCAGAGGAGACCAUGGCGGCGCGCGUACAGCAGGCCGGCGCCAUGGUGCCCAACAUGCUCAAGGCACUGUAUGACUUGCACGGCGCGGGCUUCAUCCACCGCGACGGCAAGGCGGACAACUGGGUGGUGGACGCGGCCAACCCCCUGCGCCCCCUGCUCAUCGACUUUGGCCUCGCGCAGCGCAUCAGCGACGGCCUGGGCGCCACAAACGGCUACACACCCACCCACGUGCCCCCAGAGCACGUGGCUGCGCUGGACGCGGCUGGCCUGCUGAAGUGGCGGCGCGAGCGGGAGCUCAAGCGCGGCGCGUCUGGGCAGCGCGGGGUGCUACCCCCGGGGGGAAUGCACGAGCUGCUGCACAAGGCGCUGGGCCCCGCCACUGACAUCUAUCUGCUGGGGGCGACGCUGUGGGAGGUGCUCUUCCCUGGCACCAUGCCAUACCUUGGGGACCUGUCGCGCCACACUGACGAGGCCUCCAUCAUGGACGCCAUCCUGGACGCGCCCGGCCUGCGCUUCCCGCCCGGCCCCCAGCCGCCAGAGGGCGUCAAGGCCUUCCUUACGUCCUGCCUGGCGCGCGACCCCGCCAAGCGCGCCACCAUACGGCAGCUAUGGCGCAACACGUGGAUCACUGAGUCCCUCGCCAGCGUCUGGGGGGUGACCAGAAAGCGCAAAGCUCCUCCUCCAACAGCACAGAUGGAGCCUGUGCAGCAGCAGCAGCGGCAGCUGCAGCAGCAGCAGCAGCCAGUUGCGGUAGAGGGCCGCAGCAGCGUGGCGUGCCAGACGACGCCGGAGGCUGCUGCGCCAAGGGCAGAGUGCGCCACAACCCAGACGCCCACAUGCGCAGCAUCAGCGACGGCGCAGACGCAGACGUCCCUGCCGCUCCUGCUGGAGUUGUCGGUGGAGCAGGCGGGCGGUGGGGCGCCGGCGAGCUUGCUGCUGGGCACGCCAGAGGCGCCGUGUGUCGGCUCAGCACUGGGCCCUGUGACCCGUGAGGCCAUGUGGCCUGAGGCGCCCAGGGACAUGCAGCAGGGUCCUGCCGAGGGGCGGGGGCUGGAGGGCCACCGGCAGCGGCAAGUGCCGCUGCUAUUGCAGGAGCAGGAGCAGCAGCAGCAGCAGGAGCAGCAGCAGCAGCAGCAGCAGGACUCCUGCUCGGAGCAGCAGGCGCAGCAGGCGCAGCAGGCGCAGCAGGCGCAGCAGGCGCAGCAGGAGCAGCAGGAGCAGCAGGAGCAGCAGGAGCAGCAGGAGCAGCAGGAGCAGCAGGAGCAGCAGGAGCAGCAGGAGGAGCAGCAAGAGUCGCGCACGAACCCCGCAGGGCAGCAGGAGUACUUUUUUAACCGUCCCGGGUGGAUCACAAAAAUCAACGCGUAUUACGACGGCAAGUGUGUCACUGGUGUCAAGCCGACCUAUGGCUACGAGUCCAGCGGCGCCCGCAUCCUGGGCCGGGAGGCCGCCUUUGGCAAGGACAUCGCCCUGUGGCCGGCCUCGGGCGAGUUUGUUGUCAAGGGGCAGGUCAAGGUCGGCAGCUGCAUCGAGUACCUGAAGUUCACCACCAACUCGGGCCGCAGCCUCGAGGUUGGAAACGCCGCCUCGUCGGCCGCCUCUAGGACUGUGGAGGCCCCGGCUGGGUCCCACCUGUUCGCCCUGUCUGGGACCUUUGGCGAGGCGUCACCCAAGGCGUCGCCCAAGCCCCAGCCGCCGGCACCCGAGGUGCCCGCCGUCAACUGCUUCCCCAUCGCGUGGUUUUAUGGCACCGCCCCUCUGGCCUGUGAGCUGACGUCAGCUGGCGCAGUGUCCGGCAAGGUGGUGGGCACUGGGCCGCUCACCAAGUUUCUGGCGUCGCACCUCGGCUUCGGCUGCAAGGACCUCGGGGCCUCGACCUGCGCCUCCGCCCACCCCCUGGCCACAUUGUUCGGCAAGAGCGGCCGCCGGCUGGCCGGCGCUGAUUUCAUCCUGCCCCAGUUCCCCAUCACUAGCGCCCCCGAGCCUUCCUCCACCGCCAGCACGGCCGCUGCCUUGGCUCCCGCGUCGGCAUCUGCGGCGACUGCUGACGCGACCGCGACUGCGGCGGCGGUGGCGGCCGCAGUGGCUGAGUGCAAGUGGGCGGUCUGCAAGCCGGAGCCCAAGAUCCCCCACAUCCCAACCCCCUUCGAGGUCAAGGCAGCCGUGACGAGCGCCGUCCUCAACGCAGUGUUCAACAAGGACAGCGCUUGA